Messenger RNA from Pocillopora verrucosa, 2850 nucleotides. The record is from RefSeq and is a predicted model, not a curated record. Lineage: Eukaryota; Metazoa; Cnidaria; Anthozoa; Scleractinia; Pocilloporidae.
AAUCUUGUUAAUAGGGAUGGGACAUCUGAUGUAAUGGAGUGCUUGGUAGACAAGACGAAUUUUCUUCCAAAUGAGACUUUCCCAGACAAUUUUAUGCGUCGUGAAGUACGUGCUCUUGAGGUUCACUGCUCAUUUGUGGAGGAAGGGUGUAGUUGGAAGGGAGAACUUAGGUUUUUAGAGAACCAUAAGCAGACGGAUUGCAAGUAUUUGGAAGUCCUCUGUGUGCAUACUACAUGUAGCAUGCAGGUUAAAAAAAGUGAACUUGCUGAUCACUUGAGUAAGGAAUGCAGAUUCAGACUACAGCAAUGCCAAUUUUGUGAUGAAUCUGUUGCUUACUGCGAAAUGAAGGAACACCUCCGGUCGAAUCACAAAUAUCUCCACCGCCAGAUGGACAACCUGGGAAUUGAAGUAGAUGGCCUGCUUCAGUUAGUUUACCUCCUCCAAGAUGGGCAUCGCCAUCUCCAGAAUGAACAACGUAGAUUACACGAAGCGGUUCAACAACUGCAGGCGAACCUCUGCGUAUUGGAGCAAGGCAUUCAACAGCAAAGAGAGGAUGAUGUAAAGAAUGCCUUGUGUGUGGUGAAAGAUAUUCUUGAAGAUAUGGCCAGGUCGCGUGAUGAACAAGGUGCUGAAGCUAACCCCCCACGUAAUUGUAAAAGAAUGAUCAAAGCCGUAGAGGAAGCUCUGGAGGUUAGAAAUGCAAACCCAGCUGAGUCAGACCUAUGUGCAAGACAGCAAGGGCUUUCAAGCGACGAUGGUCAGCUGUUGGCAUGUAAAACAAGACGUGUGCACGCAACAUGCCAAGAGCCUAAUGCCCAGGAGAGAACGGCUUUGGGAAAUCCGUCAGGUGCUAGUCCUUUCUCUGAAACACCCAGUGAGUCCAGUGGUAGUGUUCAGAACCUUGCUUUGGUACAACGGGUUGUCAGUCUUAAAAAGAGAGAUGCGGACAUGAAAAUGGAACCUGAUACCACCCAGGAGAGCUUCAGGAGGCAUGACCAAAGAAUUGAAUCUAUUGAGCACACACAGGCACUCAGGAAGGUGACCCUGGCUGAUUUGGAGGGGUACCGAACCGCUGACCACGAAGUUCUUCUGGUAGAGAACAAUCGCAGAAUGGAAGAAGUUAGACGUGACGUGGGUAAUAUGAAAAGGCAACUUGACACCACCCAGGAGAGCACCAGAAGGCAUGACAGAAGGAUUGAAUCUAUAGAGCACACACUGGCACUCAGAAACAUGACCCUGGCUGAUUUGGAGGAGUACGUAAAACAGCAAGAGUUCUCAAGCUACGAUGGCCAACUGUUGUGGAAGAUUCCUGAUUAUGCUCGCAAACGAAAUGACGCAGUGACAGGCCAGCAAGUCUCUUUCGAUAGCCCUUGCUUUUACACCAGUCGUCACGGCUACAAAAUGUGCGCCCGCAUUUACCUGAACGGGGAUGGAAUAGGAAAAGGAACGCACAUCUCGAUCUUCUUUGGGGUCAUGCGCAGUCAGUAUGACGCGCUUCUCCGCUGGCCAUUCAGACAGAAGGUCACCUUCAUGUUGCUGGACCAGGAUAACGUGGAACACGUGAUUGACGCCUUCAGACCCGAUCCGAACAGCUCAUCCUUUCAGAGGCCAAGAAAAGAAACAGACAUCACCAGUGGGUGUCCAAUGUUCUGCUCGCUUGCUGAGCUGAAUAAUCACGCAUAUGUCAGGGACGACACCAUGUUUGUAAAGGUUAUUGUAGAUACGGAUGAUCUGUAAUUAAUAUUAGACCUGUAGGACAAAUUUUUUAGUGUGGGGUUGCCUUAAUAUAGCAUCGGGAUCAAAUAUGGACUCGGGCGAUCAGGGACAAAUUUAGACGGGCUUUUUUUAAUGAUAGACAGCAUUUACUCAGAUUAUGCAGCUCCGAUGCCGCAGUAAUAACUUCAAGGGUUAAUUUCGAACAAAAAUGAUGAACUCUCAAGAGCAACCAGCACAGAGUAAUAUUUGAUAAUAUCAUUAGCGGUCAGUAUGAUGCAUUACUCCACUGGCCAUCGGGAGCGUCUUCAAUAUUUCGUUGAUUUCAUUACCUCUACUCGUAUAGACAUACAGGUAACGCCCAUUUGAAAGAAUUCUUAAGCUCUUGAUGGAAGUUCAUUAUACAAGCCCUAAACCUCUGUAACAACUCCAUACUAUCAUAUCAAAUUUGUGCCAAGUGAAAAAAAUUACUUAGGAUCAGAAAGUAAGGCCACACAACAAUGUAUUUGAGACACUUGGGGGGCCAUCGGGAUAAGGUUAAAAAUUUUCAUCCAACAAGGCAGAUGAUAUUUGUAAUAUUGAAAGUCGUUCACUCAGUUCCAUGGUGUUUUACACCAUUGAUUAACAUCAUUGUUUGUUUGUUCUGGUGACUUUCAUUCUUAGUGAGUGGUAACCAACUCAACAAGAAAAAACAUAAGAGAAAAUUUCGUCAUCGUCUCAGUCGAUCCUAAUACUCAGUGAGCAUCGAGUGAGGUUUUAAAAGUUAUGGUCGUAAAGGCAAAGCCUGAAGAAAGGUCCAUUGUCAUCGUAAUUUUUUAUAGCUAACCCUUUAACUCCCAGAAGUGAUUAACAUAAAACUUCUCCCUACAAUAUCCAUACAUUCUUCAGCAAACAGGUAAUGAGAAUAUUCAAACUUAUCAGGUAGAAGCUGCUAUCUUGAUCUAGCACUAAAUUCUCAAAACUAAUUUACAAGGAAAUGUGUAGCAACUACAGGGGAGAAUUAACAAUCAGAUCUUGGGAGUUGAAGGGUUAAAUUAUUAUUUACUUUUAAACGAGGUGUUUAAACUACAUCAUCAUUUCGCUUAGAAGUUAGAAAUACGGUUUAAGACACGGUUAAAAUAUUAGCCGAACAAAGAA